Oryza sativa Japonica Group (Japanese rice) is the source of this 1122-nucleotide messenger RNA. Its product is annotated as benzoate O-methyltransferase. The record is from RefSeq and is a predicted model, not a curated record. Gene Ontology annotation, biological process: methylation. Lineage: Eukaryota; Viridiplantae; Streptophyta; Magnoliopsida; Poales; Poaceae. Gene Ontology annotation, molecular function: S-adenosylmethionine-dependent methyltransferase activity.
AUGGUGAACGUCGAAUGUGAUUUACAUAUGACCAGUGGGGAAGGAGAAGGUAGCUAUGCCAAGUACUCCAGGCGUCAGACAAUUGUUACAAAUGAAACUAAGCCAGUCAUCGAGAAAGCUACAAUAGAAGUGUACAAGGCUCUUCUCCCGAAAACCAUGGUCAUUGCAGACUUAGGUUGCUCUACAGGACCAAAUACAAUGCUCUUCAUGUCCAAUGUCAUCAACAUGAUAGCACACCACUGCAGUAAGUUGGAUGAACAUGAUCAUGUUGAACUUCAGUUCAUCCUUAACGACCUACCAGGCAAUGACUUCAACCAACUCUUUCGAUCACUCGAAAAUAUCAAAAACUCAACUACAACAGGUCACAAGGGAGAUUUACCUCCAUCAUAUUAUAUAUCCGGUUUGCCAAAAUCCUAUUACUCUAGACUUUUCCCACGACAAAGUGUUCAUCUUUUCCACUCCUCCUACAGUCUUCACUGGCUUUCCCAGGUGCCUGAGGGACUAGAGGCUAGUGGAAAAUCUCUCUUGAAUCAGGAUGUAUACAUCAGCUCCACCACAUCACCAUUAGUGGUGAAAUUAUUCCAAGAACAGUUCCAGAAGGACUUUUCCCUUUUCCUUCAGCUCCGCCAUGAAGAACUAGUAAAUGGAGGACGCAUGGUGUUAAUAUUUCUCGGAAGGAAGGAUGAGGAUGUAUAUAAAGGAGAUCUCAAUCAUAUGUAUGGAUUUGUCACAAAGGCGUUAGAAUCACUUGUUGGGAAGGGCCUGCUGAGCAAGGAAAAGUUGGAAUCCUUCAACCUACCUACCUAUGGGCCAUCAGUUGACAAAGUGAAGGAAAUUGUUACGAAAAGCCAUAUGUUCGACUUGGAUCACAUCAAACUCUUUGAGGCAAACUGGGAUCCUUACGACGAUUCAGAAGGUGAUGUUGUUCUUGACGGUGCCAACAGCAGCCUGAAUAUCAGUAAUCUCAUUAGGUCAGUCCUGGAGUCCUUGAUAGCAAGCCAUUUUGGAGGAAACAUACUCGAUGCGUUGUUUCAAGAGUUUAGGUCCCUUGUGGCCCAGCACCUUAAGAGGGAGAAGACAAAGUUUGCACUUAUCGUUAUGUCCUUGAAGAAAAUAUACUAG